GCCGCUGUUACACCACAUAACUAGCAAUGGCAGAGUUCGCGCUUGGUCUGACCAAGACGGCGGUGGAGGGGACGCUGAGCAGGGUGAAGUCGGCGAUCGAGGAGGAGGGGAAGCAGAGGGCGCGUGUGCAGGAGGACCUCAUGUUCAUCACGAGCGAGUUUGAGAUGAUGCAGGCCUUCCUGAGCGCCUCCAGCGCGGGGGAACGUGCAUCCAACAACCUGGUGGCGUGGGCGUGGGUGAGGCAGCUCCGCCGCCUCGCCUUCGAUGUGGAGGACUGCGUCGAGUUCGUGGUCCACCUUGACGAGCCGUCGCCGUGGGACUGGGUGCAGCGCCUCGCCUCGUCCCUCCCCUGCCUUGCCAGGCCGCCGCUGCCCCUUGACGAGGCGGUGGCGGAGAUAAAGCGGCUCAAGGCGAGGGUGGAGGAGGUAAGCCAGAGGAACACGCGCUACAACAUCAUGGCUGGCGGUGGCGACAACGGCGAUGAAAAUAAGCAGAUGAUAAAGCGCCCUGCUGCUGGGGGUCAUACUCAUACAUCGGCACCAGGAGCCGAGGCAUUCCACGUCCUAAGGGAUGUGUGGAAGGCCAUGGGAAAGGCUCACGAGGCCACCGUCGAUCUGAAAAGGUUGAUCGAUUGCCAAGGAAGUGAGCUCAAAGUGAUCUCUCUAUGGGGAAGUCCGGAGGCUGAUGUUGCUGGUGAACUUGAGUGGGCGAGUAGUUUUGUGAAGAAUGCCUACGUUGACCCAGAAAUCUGCCAACAAUUCAAGAAUCGUGCAUGUGUAAAGCUGGCCAGUCCAUUUAACCCAGCAGAGUUCCUCAACAACUUACUCACUCAGUUCACAUCUCACCACCAUAAUCGACAUGAUGAUAUGUCCGAGCUCAUGCUGCAAGUCAGCCAACACAAGUACCUCAUCAUCCUAGAGCAAGAACUAUCCAGUGUCGCCGAUUGGGAAGCCAUCAAAAUGUACCUUCCCGACGGCAACAAUGGCAGCCGGAUCAUUGUCUCAACCAAGCACUUGGCAAUUGCCCGUCUCUGCACGGGGGAACCCUUCCAAGUAUGCGAGUUUCAUUGCUUCUCUCGCGAUCAGUAUCUUUGUGCCAUUUUCCCAAAGGGUUGUGCGCAUAGGAUCGGCAUGGCUGAAUUCGUUUGGCAACUAAGACGACACCCUGGUGUUAUCUCCCUCUGCUCGCACACCUUUCGGUCCGAAAGCCAAUUAAUUGACGAACUCCACGAAGAGAGCACCGGUAAGUUGAGGGUAUUCGACGGACUGAAGUUUGAAUACCAGUACUACCACCCUGAUGACGAGCUCAACCUGGUUGAGUUUGCUAUGGGAAUACUUGAGGAAUGUUACCCAGAAGAUACACCGGAAUGUGUGUUUGAAGAGAUGUUCAGUGGGAUGGAUGACCAAGAUAAAAUUCAAAGCUGUCGUGAGUUUCUGACUCAACAUGAUUACCUCAUCUAUGUGAAACUGGAGCUCCUUAAGGACUGGGAUUUCAUCAGACAGCAUCUCUUAUGUGAGUCUACUAGAGCUUGCAUCGUUGUUAUUACAGGUAAUCAAAGUGUGGCCAAACAUUGUGUAGGCCACCAACAAUAUCUGUCGCUCAACGUCCACGAUCUGUUGAACGAGGAAGAGGGCGAGCAUGAACCUGAUGAGCUUGUUGGGCGUGAAGAUGAAAGCGACUUCUUCCGUGGCCAUUCUCAAUUUAUAACAGUGUCGUCUGUGUGGGGGAUCGCAGGUGUUGGGAAAUCAGCUAUCGUCAGGCCAUAUUACAACUACAUCAAACUGAACAGAGAACAUUACAGAACGUACGGGUGGGUGGAUGUGGCCCAUCCGUUCAGUUUGAUGGACAUGUGUCGGAGAUUGCUUCUGGACUUUUAUUCGGAUGAUCUUGAUGCCAAGGAAACAGCAGCAAUUGGUAUGGUGGAAGGCCAAGACCCUAUUCAAACGUGUUGCAAAAUCCUGCGUGAAAAGAAAUGCCUCCUUGUUAUUGAUGAUCUGCGGUCCACUCAUGAAUGGGACUUGAUAAAGGCAUCAUUGCUAUCCCAGGCUAAAAUUGGUUAUAGAAUUAUUGUCAUUACACGUGAAGAGAGCAUCGCCAGACAUUGUACAGUUACAAUUCAUAACAAAUACGGUAUUCUCAAUCUCAAGGGUCUAGAACCUGACAUGGCCCUUCAUCUCUUCAAAAAGAUAACUUUGGACGGCAAGCCAGAGUCUGAAUUCCCUCCCAAUGCAGAGAAGAUUUCAAAGCUUAUCACAUCCAAGUGUGGCAGCAUUCCGGAAGUAAUAGUUGCGAUAGGAAAAAUUGCCAGCCUAGGCCUAGGGAAUAUUGAGUGGUUGGAGCAUAUAAAUGUUGAUUUCAUGAGGGUACUAGACACCCCUUCAAGUUCUAGUAGUUUAAAGGGCCUAUUUUGUUGGAUGCAAUCCUAUUUUGAUGCUUGCUCAGAUGAACUCAAGCCAUGCAUUUUCUAUAUGUCCAUCUUCCCAGCCGAGCAAAGAAUUAGGCGAAGGCGUUUGCUUAGGCGGUGGAUCGCAGAGGGUUACUCCUCUUGUGGUGGUGGUGGUGGUAUUGCGGAAGAGAAGGCAGAAAAGCUCUUGGCCGACUUCAUGAAGUUGGGCAUAUUUUACAAGGGGCAGAUAUCAUCAACAACAAGAAGCUGCCAGCUCAAUGGUUUCUUUCAUGAGUACAUCAAGUCAAGGCCAAUGGAAGAUAACCUUGUGUUUGAACUACAGGGGAGUUGCGGCCCUAGCUCACGGCUCACUGGACAACACCUCACCAUAAGCAGUAGCUGGGACAGAGAUGAGAUUGUAUUCAAUAGCAUGGACUUGUCAAGGCUAAGGUCAUUGACGGUGUUUGGGAAGUGGGUGCCAUUCAUCAUCAGCUGUGACAAGAUGAAGAUGCUUCGGGUGCUUGAUCUGGAGGACACUAGUAGUAGUAGUCCACUGGAAUCAGAUGAUACUGGUGUAGUAACAGAUGAUGAUCUGGAGAUGAUCGGGAAGUUUUUGACCCGCCUCAAGUUCUUGUCCCUUCGGGGAUGCAUGCAAGUCACUCAUCUCCCUGAUUCGAUGGGUGCCAUGAGGCAGCUGGAGACCCUCGAUGUCCGACACACCAGUAUAUUUGAGCUGCCACCUGCUAUCAUCACCAAGCUACACAAGUUGCAGUACAUCCGUGCUGGCAACACUGCCACCAGAAGCCCGCUAGCACCAACACCACCACCUUCACCAACACUACCACCACUUUCACUAACACAACCAGAACCAGUAGAGCAAGUUCAUGGUGGCACUAGCCCCUUCCUAGGAGCCAAAGCAGCAGCAUUAUGUGUGACCCAGCAGGCAUCAGCUAGAAUUAAUGGAGCAUGGAAGAGCAGGGCACAUGCUUUGGUUGAAUCCAGCAACAGCAGCAGCAGCUGGUGGGAGUCCAGGAAGCAGCGGAGGAGCCGUGUUGCUGCAAAUGGCGGCGGUGUUGAGGUUGCUUGUGCUGCCGCAAAGGGGAUUGGGAAGCUGACGGAGUUGCAUACACUUGGUGUUGUGAAUAUUGCAGGUGGGAGAGGCGCCCUCCUCCUCUUCCUCAAGGCGCUCAAGAAGCUUACCCAGCUGCGCAAGCUCGGGUUGUCCGGCAUCAACCGUAAAAACUGGAAGGACUUGUGUUCGGCCAUCUCGGGUCACCUUCCUCAUCUUGAGUCCUUGUCGCUGCAACUGCUGCUGCUGGAGGAGGAUGGCAGCUAUGACUUUGCUUGUUUCGAUGACAUCUCUGAGCUGCCAAAGACCCUGAAGAGCCUUAAGGUAUUUUACACUGGUACUGGAGGUGGUGCAGGCGCAAGUCCUGCAUCCAUAAGUGCAGCCUGGAUCAAUCAGUUUCCCAAUCUCAAGAGGUUUAAUCAUGAGGUGAGGGUAUCAAGUCAAGAUGACAUGAAUAGCAUUCGACGUCGUUGCCACAAGUUUGCAAACUUAAAUUAUUCCGAGAAUGAGCUUCAUGUUCCUGGAUUCGAACGUCGUCUUGGUAUCAAGCCAAGUCAGCAGCAUAUCAGUUUUGGAGAUCAUUUCGCGAUGCUGGUUCUGGACAGCCUCGUGAUUUAUUGCAGCGGCAUAAGCUCAACGGUAACUGUUGGAAGGCCCACAACAGUACAUGUUAAAGCGGUCAGCAUUCGCUGCUGCAGCUCUUGUGGUGGAUCGUCGUGCUUGCGGAUUGAUGGGCUAGAGAGGAUACGUUACCUGAAGGAAGUCUUUGUAACGGGUCCGUGCAGCGACGGCUUCAAGGAAGAGUUGCAAAAGCAACUCAACAAGCAUCAAGGCAAACCUUCCCUGAGACUCUUGUAA
Messenger RNA from Triticum aestivum (bread wheat), 4313 nucleotides. RefSeq lists its product as uncharacterized. The coding region runs from base 27 to 4313 and encodes 1428 amino acids. Gene Ontology annotation, molecular function: ADP binding. The record is from RefSeq and is a predicted model, not a curated record. The transcript is spliced from 4 exons. Lineage: Eukaryota; Viridiplantae; Streptophyta; Magnoliopsida; Poales; Poaceae. Gene Ontology annotation, biological process: defense response to other organism.